AGGUCCGUUUCCAGUCACAGGGUUGUUCCUUAUCACGUUGCCCAUACAGGGAAUUUGCAGGGAAUAAGAUUCAUACUUUGUUUUGGAUGAAAUGUGGCUGCAGAGAAGUGUGCGGCAGUAUUCUAGAACCAUACGGCUAAGCUCGGUAGCCAUAUGGCAGCCAGAAGCUCCCCAGUCACAGCCCCAUCUUAUCACCACGCCGAUAUUCUACGUGAAUGCUGCUCCCCACCUCGGACAUGUGUACUCUGUUUUACAAGCCGAUGCUCAACAUCGAUAUGCCGCACUUUAUGGGGAGAAGACCAGACUGAGCACAGGAACAGAUGAACAUGGUAUGAAGGUACAGCAGGCUGCAGAGUCACUAGGCAAAGACCCAUAUACAUUCUGUACAUCAGUAUCUCAUCAGUUCCGUGCAGUAUUUGAUGCUCUUGACAUUUCCUACACUGAUUUUGUACGCACAUCAGAAUCUCGUCAUGCUCAGACAGUAAACCAUGUUUGGCUGCAACUGGAGGAAAAAGGAUACAUUUACAAGGGAACUUAUCAUGGCUGGUAUUGCACAUCUGAUGAAGCAUUUUUGAGUGAUGGACAAACUGCAAUGAAAACAGAUGACAAAGGAAACCAGAUCAGAGUGUCUUUGGAGAGUGGACAUCAGGUGCACUGGAUGAGUGAAGAGAACUACAUGUUUCGUUUGUCCACAUUCCGUCCCUUGCUCCUACGUUGGUUGCAGACAGAACCAGUGCGUCCUGCCAAUUUUCAACGUAUUGUAAGCCAGUGGCUAGAGGAUGAACUUCCCGAUCUGUCUGUGUCUCGGCAGCGUAGUCGUCUUACUUGGGGUAUACCUGUUCCUUCUGAUCCAUCUCACACCAUUUAUGUCUGGUUUGAUGCUCUAGUUAACUACUUAACUGCUGCUGGAUACCCCAAUCCACAUUUGGCACCCUGGGGCCCCUCUACCCACAUCUUAGGUAAGGAUAUUUUACGUUUUCAUGCUAUAUACUGGCCAGCAUUCCUGCUUGCUGCAGGACUGACACCACCACGGACAUUACUUGUCCAUUCUCAUUGGACUUGUGGAGGAGUUAAGAUGUCCAAAAGUCUGCAGAAUGUGGUGGAUCCAAUAGAAUGUGUGAAAAGUUACACAAAAGAUGGCCUCCGCUAUUUUUUACUGCGCAGUGGUGCCCCAGACCAUGACUGUGAUUUUAACCAUUAUACAGUCCGUACAUUGCUAAACUCAGAGCUUGCAGAUGCCCUAGGAGGACUGUUAAAUCGAUGUACAGCAUACACCAUAAAUCCCAUGCAGCGUUUCCCCUACUACAACCCCGACAGUAUACCAUCCUCUGCUCAUGACCAAUUGCAGGAUUUAUUGAGAUCAUUGCUGGAGCUGCCAGCAGAAGUGUACCAAUGGGUGGAGAAAUUUCAAGUGAACAAAGCCUUAGAGGCAAUUGAUGCCAAAGUACGACAGGCUAAUGCUUUUUUUCAGUCCCAGGCCCCAUGGAAGCUUUACAAAGGAAAUAAUAAAGAGGUUGCCUGGGCUGAAUCUGUACUUUAUAUCACACUUGAGGCAAUGAGACUUUAUGCCACUCUGCUGCAACCUGCAGUUCCUGGUCUUGCUAAUGUUAUUCUAAAUCGCCUUGGGGUUUCCCCUGCCCACAGAACACUGAAAGAAAACCACUUCUUAAAUGCUGCCUUAGGAAGGCACUGUUUCUAUCAGGGUCAAUCUUUGGGGCCUGACUGUGGACUGCUAUUUCCUAGACUAGAAAAAAAAGAUGGCGAGGAACAAUUUGCAGUCCGCAAAAAAGAUUAUAGAGAAACACAAUUAGUUUAACUUUUUUUUUGUUUGUUUCUUUUGCACUAUGUACU
This is a messenger RNA of Pelobates fuscus (common spadefoot toad), 1851 nucleotides long. It is a transcript of the gene MARS2, whose product is annotated as methionyl-tRNA synthetase 2, mitochondrial. Gene Ontology annotation, molecular function: ATP binding; methionine-tRNA ligase activity. The record is from RefSeq and is a predicted model, not a curated record. Bases 92 to 1816 code for a protein of 574 amino acids. NCBI's taxonomy places the organism in Eukaryota, Metazoa, Chordata, Amphibia, Anura, Pelobatidae. The transcript has 3 exons. Gene Ontology annotation, biological process: methionyl-tRNA aminoacylation.